Caenorhabditis elegans is the source of this 979-nucleotide messenger RNA. It is a transcript of the gene vha-4, whose product is annotated as V-type proton ATPase 21 kDa proteolipid subunit c''. Gene Ontology annotation, molecular function: proton transmembrane transporter activity. NCBI's taxonomy places the organism in Eukaryota, Metazoa, Nematoda, Chromadorea, Rhabditida, Rhabditidae. Gene Ontology annotation, cellular component: proton-transporting two-sector ATPase complex, proton-transporting domain; membrane. The transcript has 4 exons. Bases 4 to 648 code for a protein of 214 amino acids. Gene Ontology annotation, biological process: proton transmembrane transport. The record is from RefSeq and is marked reviewed.
GUAAUGGCGGCCGGAGCAAUUUUAAAAACGACUGCUACCUUGACGGUAAUCACAACCCUGAUCAUUCUUGGAACAGGGUUGUUUUACAUGCUCAGUGGACAAGGACAUCGAUUUGACAUUGGAUGGUUCUUGACAUCGACAUCACCACAUAUGUGGGCUGGUCUUGGUAUCGGAUUCUCGCUUUCGCUUUCCGUCUUGGGAGCCGGAUGGGGAAUCUUCACAACGGGAUCUUCAAUUCUCGGAGGAGGAGUUAAGGCACCAAGAAUUAGAACAAAGAAUCUUGUUUCUAUUAUUUUCUGCGAAGCUGUUGCUAUUUUCGGUAUUAUCAUGGCUUUCGUGUUCGUCGGAAAGCUCGCUGAAUUCCGUCGUGAAGAUCUUCCUGAUACUGAAGACGGAAUGGCAAUCCUUGCUCGUAACCUCGCUUCAGGAUACAUGAUCUUUGGAGGUGGUCUCACCGUCGGACUCUCCAACCUUGUCUGUGGUCUUGCUGUCGGAAUCGUCGGAUCUGGAGCUGCCAUUGCUGAUGCCGCCAAUCCAGCUCUUUUCGUCAAGAUUCUCAUUAUUGAAAUUUUCGCUUCCGCUAUUGGACUCUUCGGAAUGAUCAUCGGAAUUGUUCAGACUAACAAGGCUUCAUUCGGAAACAAAUAAAUCAAUGCCAUUCAAAAAUUAGUAAUUUUUUCUAGUUCCAUAGAGCAUCAAUCCAGUCACUCCGCCACUGCUCUCAUAUUUUUCAAAACGAAUGUAUAUUUUUCUUGAGCCCCUUUUCUCUUACACACUGUGUUUCGGUGAUUUCAUCAUACAUUCCUAUUUCUUGUAAUAUUGAUUGAAUUUUCUCAAUUUAACCUUUUUUCAAUGUGUUCAACAUUUGUCUAUCAUGACAAAUUGUUUCCAUUUUCCCCAUUUCAAUUUCCCCGUCCCGUUCAUACAGAUUUUUUUUUCAUAAGAAUAUAUAUCGUGUUAAUAAAUUGAAAAACAGUCA